AUGACUUCAAACUAUCAAAAGCCGAUAGUGCUUUUUGUUCCAGGCGCAUGGCAUGCGCCUGUCCAUUACCGGCUUCUCAUCAAAGCUAUUCAGGCUGAAGGUUUCACUGUCCUGGCGCCUACUCUUGCGAGCUCCGGCUACGAUGACUCCAUCGACGGAAUGGCACUCGAAGAUGACGUCAAGAGAAUCCACGACAUGGUGAUGCCCUAUCUUGACAACGGGAGAAAGGUAAUCGCCGUGGGGCACAGUUAUGGAUCAGUGCCUCUCCAAAUCGCCGUCAACGGCCAUACUGUUGCUGAGAGGGAAGAGAGGGGUCUUCAAGGUGGUUUCGUUUCGACCGUUUUUAUUGCCCCCACACCAGUCUUGCAGAAGGAUAUCUCGAUGUAUGAAGCUGUUGGCGGAAAGUACACCAGUGAUUGGUUUCACGACGUGUCUGAUACUCGUCUUCCCCUAAAGGCUGCUGAAAAGCUCAAGGAUGCUUUCUUCUCCGAUAUCGAGCAAAGCCUUGCAGAUGAGAUUAUCCCCACUCUCUGCCACCAGAGCAAAGGCCCGUUUGAAGUCACUGUCGUUUGCACCCCGGCGGAUCUCAACAUACCCAAGACGGUGGUGCUCUGCAAGAACGACACUAUUUUCACGAAAGAUAUCCUGGCAUUUGUUGCUGACAAAUGGGGUGCAACUGUCGUAGAGAUCGAGUCUGGCCACAGCCCGCACUUGGUUGACGAGCAUCGGAAGUGGAUAGCUGAGUUUAUUUCCCGAGAGGCAAAGAAAUUGUCAGAUUCAGAGUCAGGGUCGUAG
Fusarium sp. VM40 is the source of this 795-nucleotide messenger RNA. Lineage: Eukaryota; Fungi; Ascomycota; Sordariomycetes; Hypocreales; Nectriaceae. The record is from the annotation of a GenBank genome assembly.